CGCGCCUCGGGAUUAUUAUUCCUCAUGCAUUUGUUCGUUCGUUAGUAUUCCGUAGCGUGUUUUUGAUCUCUUUAUUGGAUUUUGUUCGUCGAUUUCUUCUGCUUUUUGGACGAUUCGGAUUUGGAGCGUGCGAUGAUUUUGGAUGAUUUGAGGCCAGGAUCUCCGGCGACGGAACGUGGAUGUGGCCGCCUGGAGUUGAAGAUGGAAGUAGUAGGUAGCGAUGAAGGGAAGGAAUCGAAGGUUUUUCGCAGGAAGAGAAUGGAUCUGCGGCGGGUGAGCUCGCUCUCGGUCGACGAAUCCGACGAGGAUCUGUUGUUCGGAGGGAACAAUUUGAAGAAACAGAGAUUCGAGGUUGAGAAGGAGCGAACGCGAAUUGAAGAUGCGUUUUCGGUUCGGUUACCGGAAAUUGACGCCGCCGGAGCUGGAAGUUCUGGAGUAGAACCGCCGCCGCGCCUAUCGCAUGGAUUGAUGUCGGUUAUUGGUCGGAGGAGGGAGAUGGAGGACGCGGUGGCGGUGGAAUUAGGAUUCAUGGAGAAAAGCGGUAAGAGUUACGAUUUCUUCGGCGUCUACGACGGCCACGGAGGGCAGCGCGUGGCGCGCGCGUGCGGUGAGAUGCUGCACAACCUGUUGGCGAGUGUUGUUGAAGGAGAAACCAGUAACGAGACGGACUGGCCGGCGGCGAUGGCCGCCGGAUUCAGGAACAUGGAUGACGAGGUGAAUAAAAUCGGCGCCUCGGUAGCUACCAUGGGAUCGACGGCGGUUGUUGCUGUGGUAGGAGACGACGAGUUAGUGGUUGCCAAUUGCGGCGAUUCUAGGGCGGUGCUCUGCCGCGCCGGCGUCGCUGUACAGUUAUCCGACGACCACAAGCCGGACCGGCCGGAUGAAUUGGCGAGGAUCGAGCUCGCCGGAGGGAGGGUGAUCAAUUGGAACGGCCAAAGAGUCUUGGGAGUUCUUGCUACCUCAAGAUCCAUCGGGGACGAUUACUUGAAACCAUAUGUGAUUGCAGAUCCUGAAACAAGAGUCAUGAAUCGGGGCGAAGACGACGAGUUCCUAAUUCUAGCGAGCGACGGAUUAUGGGACGUGGUCUCGAAUGAUCUAGCGUGCCAAGUCGUGAGGCGGUGCUUCCAGCGGCAGAUUCGGAGCCGCCGCCGACAGAAAGAUGAUAAACAGAAGUGUGUAGAAGAAGAAUGUGAUGAGAAAAUUGGGGAGAGGGGUGGCGGAGAAGCAGAAACAGCAGCAGCAAUGCUAAGUGAGUUAGCCAUGGCGAAGGGAAGUAGGGACAAUAUUAGUGUAGUUGUAGUUGGUUUGAAAUUUUGAUUUUUUCUUUUAACAUAUUGAAGGCUUUUUUUCUUUCUUUCUUUUUUUUUUUUUUUUUUUUUUUUUUUUUUUUUUUUUUUUUGAGGUUGGGUUCAUGAUUUUAGUAGUAAUUUCUGUGGGAAAUUAAGAAAAAUUAGAUUAGUAGUUCUUAAUAUAAUAUUGUUGGCCUGAAAGUAAUUUGGCCUUCUUUA
Andrographis paniculata is the source of this 1508-nucleotide messenger RNA. Its product is annotated as protein phosphatase 2C 51-like. The coding region runs from base 133 to 1317 and encodes 394 amino acids. The transcript has 3 exons. Gene Ontology annotation, biological process: protein dephosphorylation. Gene Ontology annotation, cellular component: cytosol; nucleus. NCBI's taxonomy places the organism in Eukaryota, Viridiplantae, Streptophyta, Magnoliopsida, Lamiales, Acanthaceae. Gene Ontology annotation, molecular function: protein serine/threonine phosphatase activity; cation binding. The record is from RefSeq and is a predicted model, not a curated record.